Messenger RNA from Phragmites australis (common reed), 4373 nucleotides. RefSeq lists its product as uncharacterized. NCBI's taxonomy places the organism in Eukaryota, Viridiplantae, Streptophyta, Magnoliopsida, Poales, Poaceae. Gene Ontology annotation, biological process: defense response to other organism. The transcript is spliced from 2 exons. The coding region runs from base 428 to 4135 and encodes 1235 amino acids. The record is from RefSeq and is a predicted model, not a curated record.
CCCAUUCGGAGAAGAAUGCAUCGCCAGUCGCCACCAUAGCUAGCCUGCCCCCGCGAGACCAAUAAUUGAACUAGAAAGUAGAAACCACAGGCUCUAGAUCGGCUGCUCUCGACGGCUUCUGAAUCCAAAGCUAUGGACGUCCAGGCUCUAGAUCGGCUGCUGCUCGGCCUCUAGAUCCUGCUUGGCCUCCGCCCUCCGCUUCAGAUCCUGCUCUGCUCGGGCCGUCGGGCGCUCGGCCUCGCUCCUGCAGGGCACAGCCGCGCAGGCUGGCACUGAGGCUGCGGCUGUCGGCGCCCGGUCCCGGCUCGGCGGCUCCCCUCCUCCCCGGGCGGCUGGCGCUGAGCUGAGCCGCUGAAGACUGAAGAAAAGGACCGAGCCACCGAGGACCAGAUUGAAACCACCGGCCGGCCGGCCGGCGGAGAGAGCGAUGGCUGAGCUCGCGGCGGGCGCCGUGAGCUCACUGCUGGGCGUCAUCCGCAACGAGGCGCUGCUGCUGCGCGGCGUCCGGGACGACGUCCAGUUCAUCAAGGAGGAGAUGGAGAGCAUGAAGAGCUUCUUGGCGCACUUGGCGAGGUGGGCGCCCCCCGGCGGCGACCAUGAUGAGCAGGUGCGCACGUGGAUGAACCAGGUGCGGCUGCUCGCCCAGGACUGCAACAACUGCAUCGACCUCUACCUGUACCGUAGGAACCCGGAUAUCCACCGCACCAGGGGCGGACUCCGACGCUACCUCUGGUGGGUUUCCUGGUUCCUGCACAAGUUGGUCGCGCAGCACCGCGCGGCCGUCCAUCUGCGCCAGCUCAAGGACCGGGCGCGCGACGUCGGCGAGCGGCGGUUGAGGUACGGCGUGGAGGUACCGGCCAAGUCGGUGGCGGGGCAAUCGUCGUCGGCGCGGGCUGCUGCACCAGGUGGCUAUGCCGCUGGAGACGACGAAGAAGACGGUGACGAUCAACUCGUGGUGGCGACGGCGACCGAUCAUUCUGGUCCAAGAGCCUUCAUUCGGCCUCGCACUCUGGAUGACUACGUCGAGGCAAAGCUAUUGGAGUGGUACGAAGUAUUUCCUGCUAACGCCGAGGAGUCUAUGUCCAUCGUCAUUAUGGCACCGGAUACUUACUGCGACGGCGUCCUCGCUCUUGCACAUGAAACUUUGGUUUUCCCACCCGGGGGCUUCGAUGACGAACGCGACGGCUACGAUCGCGUUGUCAUGGUCGACGUCCCGGCAGUGCACCACUAUUUUUUACCGCUAAGAGCCGAGGAAGUUCUCUACUACAUCCUGCGCGAGCUUGAGCUCGAGCAUUCCAAAUCCCAAACCCAGGAGCAAGGCACAGAUCAAGGCGAAGGGGAGGAGGAGGAUCUUGAUUCUUGGCAAGUUUACCGCAGAAAAUGUGUUAUUUACGAGGAAAAAAAUAGGGCUAUUCAUAAAAUCAAGGUGAAUAUUGAAGAGAUGAAGAUUUACGAAAAGCUUGACAAGAUCAAGAGUGAUAUUCGAGUUCGACCACAGACACUCGACCAGCUGCUUCAGCUGUACCUUGAACAAAAGAAGGGCUUGGAUCAGCUGGACCUAGACGUACUCCUUCAGCUGCUGCUCCAAUCAGCUGCUGCUGCGUCUCAGCAGGACCAAGUGAAGAACAAAGACAUGCAUAAAUUGCCAGCGUGGGACGAUAACAUCAUCGCAAAAAUUGCCAAGAAGCUUGAGGAGCAUAUGGAAGCAGACGAAAAGGCCAAAAAGCUUAAAGAGCAAAUGGGAGUAGAAGAAAAAGAAGAAACAGCUAAGCAUAUGAAGGAGGAAGAAGGAGAAGGAGGAGAAAGGGCCGAAGGAGAAGGGGCAGGAGGAGAAGAAGAAAUAGCUAAGCAUAUGGAGGAGGAAGAAGGAGAAGAAAAAACAGCUAAGCAUAUGGAAGAAGAAGAAGAAACAGCUAAGCAUAUGGACGAGGAAGGAGGAGGAGGAGGAGAAGAAACAGUUAAGCAUAUGGAGAAGAAAGGGGAAGGCGCAGGAGAAGUAAAAGAAGAAGAAACAGCUAAGCAUAUGGAGGAGGAGGAGGAGGAAGGAGCAGGAGAAGGAGAAGAAGAAGAAAAAGAAGAAACAACUAAGCAUAUGGAGAAGGAAGAAGGAGCAAGAGAAGGAGGAGGAGGAGGAGGAGGAGAAGAAAAAGAAGAAACAGCUAAGCAUAUGGAGGAGGAAGAAGGAGGAAGAGGAGAAGGAGAAGAAAAGGAAGAAACAGCUGAGCAUAUGAAGAAGGAAGAAGGAGGAGGAAGAGGAGAAAAAGAAAAAACAGCUAAGCAUAUGGAGGAGGAGAAAGGAGAAGGAGGAGGAGGAGGAAAAGAAAAAGCUAAGCAUAUGGAGGAGGAAGAAGGAGAAGGAGAAGAAAAAAAAGAAACAUCUAAGUAUAUGGAGGAGGAAGAAGGAGAAGGAGCAAGAGAAGAAGGAGAAGAAGAAGAAAAAGAAGAAGAAAUAGCUAAGCAUAUGGAGGAGAAAGAAGGAGAAGGAGAAAAAGCGGAGGAGGAGGAAGUCGCAAAGAAGCAGAAAACCCCGAUUCGUCUCCAUGAAACCCAAUAUGUACACAUUCUGCGGGAAGUGUUCCCGAAGACCAGCAGCAGCGAGCCCCUACGGGUCCAGCAACAAGACAGAUCGUUGGCCAAGCAAGCUACAAUGGCCACAACGACUACAUUGGGUGAAGAUCAAAUCAAACAAAUGAUCCACGACGCAAAGCAAGAGAUCUUACGUGAGCUGCAGGAAGGCAAAUAUGAGAAUAAUCAAGCGACAGGUCAACCUGGUGUACCGGGUCAAAACCCAGAAGCUGUUUUUGAAGAAAUCGAGCAGAAGAUGGACAAACUCAAGCAGGAGUUUAAAGAGCAGCUGAAAAUCAAAGGGCUCGUGGAUGAGAUUAAACAUCACUUGAAGGAUGACUGUCCCCUGAUUAUCCUCAAAGUUGAUGAGAUGAUGGAUGUAUCCAGAUGGGAGGAUAUCAGAAAUGCUUUGAGCCUGUUAAAAUGCAGCGCCGAUUUACUGAUCGUCACCACCACAAAGGGCACCCAGCAGGCUAAAGAAUAUUGCUAUCCACGGCGGGAACCUAUAGACUAUUCUCUUGCUGGCCUCUACCAUGAUACCGUGCUCGAGCUUACUAGCCAGCAGAAGAAUGAAGACAACUACAACCCCCAGAUUUUUCGCGACAUCUUGGAGGAGUGUGAGCCACAUGAAUUCUGCAUGAAGAUCUUCACUCAUGCUUUGCAUGCUAACCCCAAGAGGAGCAAUGAAGAGUUACUCAAGCUGCACAGCACCCUGCAGGCUUUGCCAAAAUCAUUCAACAUCAUUGCGAAUAAGAUGUUCAAGUUCUCUUACAAUGAUCUGCCUAAAGAAUACAAGUCCUGCUUGCUGUACCUAGCUAUCUUCCCUCCGGGCCACAAGAUUAGGCGGUCAACCUUGAUUGGACGGUGGGUUACAGAAGGGCUGACAUUCAAGGAAGAUUGGCCCAGUUCUGUGCGUCAGGCCAACCGAUGUUUUGACGCCCUUAUCCACCGGUGGCUUGUUUAUCCUGCUGAUAUUGGUGCCACAGGAGAGGUCAAGAGCUGUGUGGUAGGUGAUCUAGUUCAUGGAUUCAUUACUACGAUCGCCAGAAAACAACACAUCGUGGAGACACGCCUGUCACGUCACUUGGCUCGCCACUUCUCCAUUUUCAAUGAUCUCCAACUCCGCAGCUCUGAUAAAAUCGACAAAUUCUUCCAAAGGCUCUCUGAAUCACCCCGGGUAUCCCUGCUCAAGGUGCUAGAUCUAGAAGGUUGUCAGUGCUUUGGUAGGAAGAACCAGCGCUACCUCAAGGACAUCUGCAGCAAGAUGUUACUGCUCAAGUAUCUGAGCCUAAGAGGAACAAAUAUGACCCAACUGCCCAAUGAAAUCAACUACCUCCGUGAGCUAGAGGUAUUGGAUAUCCGACAAACCAAGGUGCCUGCAUAUGCAACAGUAAAUGUCCUGCUUUUGAAGCUGAAGCGUCUGCUUGCCGGUCACAUUGAUACGAGUCCAAGUAAUUCUGACACCGUCCGUAGUGACGCUGGAGGAGCGUCUCCUUUGAUCCCAUGGUGUAGUUUGUGUGUGGCUGUGUGCUCGUGUGGAUUGCCAUCUGUUCUGCAAGCUGCCUAUUAAUUUCUAUCUGUUGCGCAUGCGCGUGUGCUUAUGUUUUGCAUGUGUUUUGACUGUGUCCGGUUACUUGCUCUACAUGAGUGCUUUGUGAUUGUGGUUGAGCAUAAUGGCUGUGUCUAUGCUCACGGAUUUGAAUUUGUGUGGCUUUCCUCUGUAUCGAACAUCAUGCAUGGUUUCAUGUAAUAAGUGCGACAUUUUUGCGCACAUUUGACUUCUUAUUAAUGUAACGUGUGCUAUAUUA